GAAAGUUUGCCAAAAUGCUGAGAUGGAAAAAACAACGAGAAGCUGCUUGGAGGCAGAACUGGAAACAAGCACACACUUCCCGUACAUCACAGGAAGUAGAGAGGAAUCGGGGGAUUUUUAUUUCAACUGCUGAAAAAAUGAAACUAUAAGAGGCCAUGCUGAGAUGACGAAACAUUGCUGAUUGCAGCACUAACGAACAGUUCUGCCAAGUUUGUUUCUAAGCUGAGACAUCAUUUAAGGACAAGAAACACACAAGGGGUCGGUAUGUUGCUGUGGGAGUGAGUUUACAGUAAGAGAGGCGCAGGCACACAGGCUGCCUGUUAGUUACUUCUGAGACCCUCCUUUCUUCCAGUCUUCAGACAGCGUGUUCAAGGUACAUCAGGCUGCAGACAGGAUGUUUCACAAGGCAACCAAAGACCUGGCAAAGCAGGUGGCUCCAGAUGGAGAUCUGUUCCCAGUUAGCAGCCUUAUUGACCAAGAUCACUUCAGACCCCUAUACCUCGUUCGAAAUAAACCAAAAAAGGGAUUCUGGAUGACUCGUCACCGCUACUACAAAACAGGAGUUCAGCUCAGUGACAUUCUGGUACCUGGACAGGACAGCAGAAAUCUAGAUAUCCAGGAUUCACACUCAAUCACUGUUGAGGAUUGCACUGAUGGCAGAGUAGAGUGGACUAUUAAGCUGCCUGAAGACUUUGUGAGUACGGAAAUGAUGCUAGAUGCUGGCAGCUACCAAGUGAAGUCCAUCAAGGUGAAAAGAGCAGAGGUCAGCCCAGCAGAUCUCGAGUUUCUACAAGGAGAAAGGAAAAUCAACAUGGACCAUUCCAUCAUUAAGGAUUUAAGGAAGCGCAGAGAGAACUUGUAUGUGAUCAACGAGGCUGUACAGGCUUUGGAGGAGAGCACAUUAUACAAGGCCAACGCCAUGGAAGGCAACAUUCUGAAUGACAUCUGUGUCCAUUUUUCAUUAAAGGGCACCAGAGGCAGCAAGCGUGUCAUAGUUAUCCCUAAGGACUGUGUCCUGGCGUUCAGAAUCAAGCCGCUAAUUAUUCAAAGUGAAUCAUGGGGCAUUUCCCAUCAUCCGGAUGUUGAAACAUUUGUUGCAGACGGUGCAACAGCAGAACCUAAUUACUCCCCAGAUGGAGGAAUGGAAGGCCUACAGAGCGACGUUGAAAAAGAAUGUGCAAAGCUCUCACAGUUGUCCACAGAUCUGCGUGCCAAGUUCUUAAAAUCAAUCAUAGCCGUGAUAAUAAACAGCGACCUCUUGCAAGAACUCACACUCAAGCUAGAAGAGGCUUUUGAAGAUGCUGAUAAAUGUGAGCUAAAGAGUGAGAAUCCAGACUUGGAAGACUUGCUAAACAAUUUACAGGAUUCUGCAGGAAGCAUAGAUCUUUACUUAGUUGGGCCAGUUCUCUACACUCUACAGGCACUUGGUGAGCUAACUGAGGAUCAGUUACUGCGGCUGGCACAGUCUGUGCAGAAGCAGAUUGUAUCCAAACAGCUCGAGCUGGUCAAGAGCAUCUUGAAGCAAGAAUUCCACCUGAAAGACGCUUUCAGCCUGGAUGCCAAGCUGGUCUCCUCCCUGCAAGAGGAGGAACUGAACAUAACCAAGGCAAUGAUAGAGCUGGGUGGAGUAACACUGCAGAGAAAUGGACCUUCUUUCACUGGGACUGGAGACCUGGCUGCUUUCUCAGCCCUCAGUGCAUUGUAUGUAGCCUUGUAUGCUUUACAUCUUCUGUCUAGAUCAGAGUAGAUAGGACACCUUUCCUCACAUUAGAAGGGAUGUCAAUAGAAAGACUGAAAAAAUAUUUCCUGAGGUUGAUUAUGGGAAGUGAGUUUUUCUCUACAAAAAGUAUCCCCAAUUUUAUACACAUCCACACACUGUAGCAACCUCACUUUGAUCUGGAUGAGACUCUCUUCAUAUCUCCUCAAUGCUGCUUCUAGAUCAGUAGGUGGGAGAAGGGGAUUGUUGCAAGUUGCCUGGCAGCCAAAGGAAGCGAGAAACCAGAACCAAGAAUUAAAACAGGUUCUCUCACGAGAACCCAUGGCCCAGGAUGUCAUGAGCUUACCUGCCAUAUUUUGGCAGAACCGGCCAAUGGGAGCUGGGGGGGGGGGGGGCUGCGGGCAAGAGGAGCUGGAGCUGCUGCUGGCCGCUUCAGGCGCAGCACGGUCCGCAGUGCCAGGACGGGCGGGAAACCUGUCUCUGGCACCCUGGCUGCGCCGCUGACUGGGAGCCGCUGGAGGUAAGUCCGCGCCCCAACCCCAAUGUUACAUUGCAUAUGGAAACAUCGGGGGGCACAACUGCCUAGAGAACAGCCACUAAUUAUAACCUAUAAGUAAUGUAGUAAGCCCUCCCCCCUACUCUACUAGACAGCCUGGACCCAACCUUCUCGGGCCCACUAUAAUGGGAAGUCUGGAACACUAAUUGGAAUAGGCAUGGUAUGCCCAUACGAGAGAAGGUGCAGGGCACAGUACUACACAAGAGGCAGAUGGAAUAUCAACACCUUCCAUCUUGAUUCCUGGCCCUAUCAGGAAGUGUGUCGCCAUAUGUCCUAUGCUUUUCCAGGGAUACCUGGACAGGAGGAUCCCAAAAGAAAAGGAAUGAAAAAAGGGGAGGUGGA
Molecule: messenger RNA, 2615 nt
Organism: Terrapene triunguis (Three-toed box turtle)
Lineage: Eukaryota; Metazoa; Chordata; Testudines; Emydidae
Gene: GSDMA
Product: gasdermin A
Exons: 11
Coding region: 395-1747 (450 amino acids)
Biological process (GO): pyroptotic inflammatory response; defense response to bacterium
Molecular function (GO): phosphatidylinositol-4-phosphate binding; phosphatidylserine binding; phosphatidylinositol-4,5-bisphosphate binding
Source: RefSeq, a predicted model, not a curated record